This is a messenger RNA of Paramormyrops kingsleyae, 1379 nucleotides long. Lineage: Eukaryota; Metazoa; Chordata; Actinopteri; Osteoglossiformes; Mormyridae. The record is from RefSeq and is a predicted model, not a curated record.
GGCACUCACCAGAUGAUGGGCCUGCUUUAGCGUUUAGUUUACCUGGGGUGUUUGAUCCCCAUCCUGAUGUUUGACAUGGGGGGUGGGGUCACGGGAGCCAUUCAGUAAAUGGAGUUAACAGCUGUAGUUGUGAGGCUUGGGGGUGUGUGUGUGUGUGUGUGUGCGCGUGUGCGUGUGUGUGUUUGCAUAAUUGACAAUGACCUAAUUCUGUGUGUUUGUUUUUUUGCUCCUCUCUCCUCAGGAAGCGAUAAAGUCAUUGAUGUAAUUGAUGUGGCCAGGCAGGCGGACAGCAAAAUAAAACUUGGCGAGUUUGUCAAGUAUUACUACAAACCACAUCGGCCGAAAGUGUUAAAUGUCAUCAGCCUCGAAUUCUCCGACACAAAGAUGGCAGAGCUGGUGGAGGUGCCCUUCAUUGCUCAGAAGAUGUCCUGGGUGGAGAAUUACUGGCCUGAUGACUCCUACUUCCCCAAGCCCUUUGUGCAGAAGUACUGCCUGAUGGGUGUGAAGGACAGCUACACGGACUUCCACAUUGACUUCGGGGGCACGUCCGUGUGGUACCACGUACUCUGGGGUGAAAAGAUUUUUUACUUGAUCAAGCCGACCCAGGCGAACCUUGCACUGUAUGAGGAGUGGAGCUCGUCCCCUAACCAGAGCGAGGUGUUCUUCGGCGAAAAGGUGGACAAGUGCUACAAGUGCGUCGUGCGGCAGGGCACCACCCUUCUGAUUCCCACAGGGUGGAUCCACGCUGUCCUCACCUCUCAGGAUUGCAUGGCGUUUGGCGGGAACUUCCUGCACAACCUUAACAUAGGCAUGCAGCUCAGGUGUUAUGAGAUGGAGCGACGGCUGAAGACUCCCGACCUCUUCAAAUUUCCCUAUUUCGAGGCCAUCUGCUGGUACGUGGGCAAGAAUCUGCUGGAAACCCUUAAAGAAUCCCGAGAGGACAAAUGCCAACCCCCCGCUUAUCUGCUGGAGGGAGUUAAAGCUUUAAUCCCCACGCUUAAGAGGUGGUUAAACAGGGAGGUCACUGAACCCACCAGCGAGGUUCCAGAUAAUAUCAGGCCCAACCAUCUUAUUAAGGAGCUCACAAAGGAGAUCCGGUACCAGGAGGAGGAGCAGAGUGGCAAGGUGGUCAGACCUCAGGGAGGCGGGGCUUGUCCCACGACCCGUUCCACAAUGGAGCGAGGCUGCCGGGUGCGGCGGAAAGCACGGCGUCUCCGAGAACAGCAGGCCUCCAGGACUCCAUCCAACUUGGAUGUGCUGGAGCUUCACACGCGGGAGGUUCUGCGGAGACUGGAGGUGGUGCCCUUCCAGGAGGUGGGUCACACAGCUAAUCGGCUUCUUGAAGGGAGGGUGGGCAGCAAAUCAGUCGCCCCUUUUUG